This is a messenger RNA of Rhopilema esculentum, 429 nucleotides long. Its product is annotated as dynein light chain roadblock-type 1-like. The record is from RefSeq and is a predicted model, not a curated record. NCBI's taxonomy places the organism in Eukaryota, Metazoa, Cnidaria, Scyphozoa, Rhizostomeae, Rhizostomatidae.
AUGACGGACGAAAUCAAGGAGCUUGAGUUGGAAGAGCUGUUCUCCCAAGCCAAAGACAGAUAUGUUGGAAUACCAACUGGUGAAGAUGUAGUACUAACUCCAACUGAAGAAGUAAUUCAAAGAAUUCAGUCGAAUCCUUCGGUGCAGGGAUUUCUGAUCGUCGAUUGUAAAGGAAUUAUAAAAAGAUCGUCUGUGGAUCUGGCGCGCGCAAUAGACUACAAAGUCGCCACAAAAAAGCUCGUUGCUGCUGCGAGAUAUGUGGUGAAAAACUUGGACCCGCGGGAUGACCUCAAAUUUUUGCGAAUAAGAACGAAAAGCACUGAGAUAAUGUUGGGGCCUGAAAAUGGAGACACGCUAGUGGUAAUACAGAGCCUGCCAAAUCCUUACAGCAAGGAAAGAAACGAAGAUGGGCUCAAGAAAGAAAAAUAG